Bipolaris zeicola 26-R-13 is the source of this 150-nucleotide messenger RNA. RefSeq lists its product as uncharacterized. The coding region runs from base 1 to 150 and encodes 49 amino acids. The transcript is spliced from 2 exons. The record is from RefSeq and is a predicted model, not a curated record. NCBI's taxonomy places the organism in Eukaryota, Fungi, Ascomycota, Dothideomycetes, Pleosporales, Pleosporaceae.
AUGAGUUAUCCCCAGCAACAACAGAUGAACUAUGGACCUCCUCAGCCUGGAUACGGACCUCCUCCCCAGCAACCCAUGUACUACCAACAAGCACCUCCACCACCUCCACCAGCGGAAAAGAAGGACAGGGGUUGUCUGACUGCUUGGUAA